Messenger RNA from Xenopus tropicalis (tropical clawed frog), 4640 nucleotides. The record is from RefSeq and is a predicted model, not a curated record. NCBI's taxonomy places the organism in Eukaryota, Metazoa, Chordata, Amphibia, Anura, Pipidae.
GAGGUGUCUGGCGGCGGCUCGGGCUAUAACCGAUGAGGAAGCGUCUCCUGUGUUAUAUAUAGCGGGACGAAAUUAUUUAUUCGGCGUAUCUAAAGCACUUGAUAAGGUCAGAAUGCAGAUCUUUGUGAAAACCCUGACUGGCAAAACCAUUACCUUGGAAGUUGAGCCAAGUGACACAAUAGAGAAUGUCAAAGCAAAGAUCCAAGACAAAGAAGGUAUCCCCCCAGACCAGCAGAGGUUGAUCUUUGCCGGCAAGCAGCUGGAAGAUGGCCGCACCCUUUCUGACUAUAAUAUCCAGAAAGAAUCCACCCUGCAUCUUGUCCUUCGUCUGAGAGGUGGAAUGCAGAUCUUUGUAAAAACCCUGACUGGCAAGACCAUCACCCUGGAGGUAGAGCCAAGUGACACAAUAGAGAAUGUCAAAGCAAAGAUCCAAGACAAAGAAGGUAUCCCUCCAGACCAGCAGAGGUUGAUCUUUGCCGGCAAGCAGCUGGAAGAUGGUCGCACACUUUCUGACUAUAAUAUCCAGAAAGAAUCCACCCUGCAUCUUGUCCUUCGUCUGAGAGGUGGAAUGCAGAUCUUUGUAAAAACCCUGACUGGCAAGACCAUCACCCUGGAGGUAGAGCCAAGUGACACAAUAGAGAAUGUCAAAGCAAAGAUCCAAGACAAAGAAGGUAUCCCUCCAGACCAGCAGAGGUUGAUCUUUGCCGGCAAGCAGCUGGAAGAUGGCCGCACCCUUUCUGACUACAACAUCCAGAAAGAAUCCACCCUGCAUCUUGUCCUUCGUCUGAGAGGUGGAAUGCAGAUCUUUGUAAAAACCCUGACUGGCAAGACCAUCACCCUGGAGGUAGAGCCAAGUGACACAAUAGAGAAUGUCAAAGCAAAGAUCCAAGACAAAGAAGGUAUCCCUCCAGACCAGCAGAGGUUGAUCUUUGCCGGCAAGCAGCUGGAAGAUGGUCGCACACUUUCUGACUAUAAUAUCCAGAAAGAAUCCACCCUGCAUCUUGUCCUUCGUCUGAGAGGUGGAAUGCAGAUCUUUGUAAAAACCCUGACUGGCAAGACCAUCACCCUGGAGGUAGAGCCAAGUGACACAAUAGAGAAUGUCAAAGCAAAGAUCCAAGACAAAGAAGGUAUCCCUCCAGACCAGCAGAGGUUGAUCUUUGCCGGCAAGCAGCUGGAAGAUGGCCGCACACUUUCUGACUAUAAUAUCCAGAAAGAAUCCACCCUGCAUCUUGUCCUUCGUCUGAGAGGUGGAAUGCAGAUCUUUGUAAAAACCCUGACUGGCAAGACCAUCACCUUGGAAGUAGAGCCAAGUGACACAAUAGAAAAUGUCAAAGCAAAGAUCCAAGACAAAGAAGGUAUCCCUCCAGACCAGCAGAGGUUGAUCUUUGCCGGCAAGCAGCUGGAAGAUGGCCGCACCCUUUCUGACUACAACAUCCAGAAAGAAUCCACCCUGCAUCUUGUCCUUCGUCUGAGAGGUGGAAUGCAGAUCUUUGUAAAAACCCUGACUGGCAAGACCAUCACCCUGGAGGUAGAGCCAAGUGACACAAUAGAGAAUGUCAAAGCAAAGAUCCAAGACAAAGAAGGUAUCCCUCCAGACCAGCAGAGGUUGAUCUUUGCCGGCAAGCAGCUGGAAGAUGGCCGCACACUUUCUGACUAUAAUAUCCAGAAAGAAUCCACCCUGCAUCUUGUCCUUCGUCUGAGAGGUGGAAUGCAGAUCUUUGUAAAAACCCUGACUGGCAAGACCAUCACCUUGGAAGUAGAGCCAAGUGACACAAUAGAAAAUGUCAAAGCAAAGAUCCAAGACAAAGAAGGUAUCCCUCCAGACCAGCAGAGGUUGAUCUUUGCCGGCAAGCAGCUGGAAGAUGGCCGCACACUUUCUGACUAUAAUAUCCAGAAAGAAUCCACCCUGCAUCUUGUCCUUCGUCUGAGAGGUGGAAUGCAGAUCUUUGUAAAAACCCUGACUGGCAAGACCAUCACCUUGGAAGUAGAGCCAAGUGACACAAUAGAAAAUGUCAAAGCAAAGAUCCAAGACAAAGAAGGUAUCCCUCCAGACCAGCAGAGGUUGAUAUUUGCCGGCAAGCAGCUGGAAGAUGGCCGCACCCUUUCUGACUACAACAUCCAGAAAGAAUCCACCCUGCAUCUUGUCCUUCGUCUGAGAGGUGGAAUGCAGAUCUUUGUAAAAACCCUGACUGGCAAGACCAUCACCCUGGAGGUAGAGCCAAGUGACACAAUAGAGAAUGUCAAAGCAAAGAUCCAAGACAAAGAAGGUAUCCCCCCAGACCAGCAGAGGUUGAUCUUUGCAGGCAAGCAGCUGGAAGAUGGCCGCACACUUUCUGACUAUAAUAUCCAGAAAGAAUCCACCCUGCAUCUUGUCCUUCGUCUGAGAGGUGGAAUGCAGAUCUUUGUAAAAACCCUGACUGGCAAGACCAUCACCCUGGAGGUAGAGCCAAGUGACACAAUAGAGAAUGUCAAAGCAAAGAUCCAAGACAAAGAAGGUAUCCCUCCAGACCAGCAGAGGUUGAUCUUUGCCGGCAAGCAGCUGGAAGAUGGCCGCACACUUUCUGACUAUAAUAUCCAGAAAGAAUCCACCCUGCAUCUUGUCCUUCGUCUGAGAGGUGGAAUGCAGAUCUUUGUAAAAACCCUGACUGGCAAGACCAUCACCUUGGAGGUAGAGCCAAGUGACACAAUAGAGAAUGUCAAAGCAAAGAUCCAAGACAAAGAAGGUAUCCCUCCAGACCAGCAGAGGUUGAUCUUUGCCGGCAAGCAGCUGGAAGAUGGCCGCACACUUUCUGACUAUAAUAUCCAGAAAGAAUCCACCCUGCAUCUUGUCCUUCGUCUGAGAGGUGGAAUGCAGAUCUUUGUAAAAACCCUGACUGGCAAGACCAUCACCUUGGAGGUAGAGCCAAGUGACACAAUAGAGAAUGUCAAAGCAAAGAUCCAAGACAAAGAAGGUAUCCCUCCAGACCAGCAGAGGUUGAUCUUUGCCGGCAAGCAGCUGGAAGAUGGCCGCACACUUUCUGACUAUAAUAUCCAGAAAGAAUCCACCCUGCAUCUUGUCCUUCGUCUGAGAGGUGGAAUGCAGAUCUUUGUAAAAACCCUGACUGGCAAGACCAUCACCUUGGAGGUAGAGCCAAGUGACACAAUAGAGAAUGUCAAAGCAAAGAUCCAAGACAAAGAAGGUAUCCCUCCAGACCAGCAGAGGUUGAUCUUUGCCGGCAAGCAGCUGGAAGAUGGCCGCACCCUUUCUGACUACAACAUCCAGAAAGAAUCCACCCUGCAUCUUGUCCUUCGUCUGAGAGGUGGCAUGCAGAUCUUUGUAAAAACCCUGACUGGCAAGACCAUCACCCUGGAGGUAGAGCCAAGUGACACAAUAGAGAAUGUCAAAGCAAAGAUCCAAGACAAAGAAGGUAUCCCCCCAGACCAGCAGAGGUUGAUCUUUGCCGGCAAGCAGCUUGAAGAUUGCCGUAGUCUUGCUGAUUACAAUAUACAAAAAGAGUCAACUCUGCAUCUUGUCCUUCGUCUGAGGGGUGGAAUGCAGAUCUUUGUAAAAACCCUGACUGGCAAGACCAUUACUCUGGAGGUAGAGCCAAGUGACACAAUAGAGAAUGUCAAAGGAAAGAUCCAAGACAAAGAAGGUAUCCCUCCAGACCAGCAGAGGUUGAUCUUUGCUGGCAAGCAGCUGGAAGAUGGCCGCACCCUUUGUGACUACAACAUCCAGAAAGAAUCCACCCUGCAUCUUGUACUUCGUCUGAGAGGUGGAAUGCAGAUCUUUGUAAAAACCCUGACUGGCAAGACCAUCACCCUGGAGGUAGAGCCAAGUGACACCAUAGAGAAUGUUAAAUCAAAGAUCCAAGACAAAGAAGGUAUCCCUCCAGACCAGCAGAGGUUGAUCUUUGCCGGCAAGCAACUAGAAGAUGGCCGCACCCUUUGUGACUACAAUAUCCAGAAGGAAUCCACCCUGCAUCUUGUCCUUCGUCUGAGAGGUGGAAUGCAGAUCUUUGUAAAAACCCUGACUGGCAAGACCAUCACCCUGGAGGUAGAGCCAAGUGACACCAUUGAGAAUGUUAAAUCAAAGAUCCAAGACAAAGAAGGUAUCCCCCCAGACCAGCAGAGGUUGAUCUUUGCCGGCAAGCAGCUGGAAGAUGGCCGCACCCUUUGUGACUACAAUAUCCAGAAAGAAUCAACUCUGCAUCUUGUCCUUCGUCUGAGAGGUGGCUUUUGAGUUUGAUAUUCAAAUCAAAACAUAAGUAGAACUUGACUUCAGGCACAGGCAGAACAUUAAGCCAGUAGAGUUAAUUGCUGAUUAACUUCAUUUGGGCAAUUUUGCAGCUGUAUUGCUUACUGACCCCCCACCUUUUUAGGCUUGAAUGGUAUAAGGGUGAAGACAGAUGGGGCGAUAAGUCGCCGCACUUUUAAAAUUCCAGUUGCACCGACUAAUUGCCACUGCUUCUCAUAGCGGUGAUUUGUACUGCGUUGUCGCAGUGACUUGUAUAUUUUGUGUGGAGAUUGUGGAAUUGCUGUGUUUUUUCAUCACUGCAACUGGGUUUUCCUAAAAGUCACAGCGACUUAUCGCCCUGUCUUCACCCUAAGAAUCCAUGACACAAAUAUGCCUAAUAAAAUUUUAUAUAAAUACCAACAAA